GACAUCCUCAUGUUCACCCACUAACAUUUCGAGAACCGCGUUGCGAUAGGUCAUUGAAAAAAAAAAAAAUCAUUUUCCGUGGUGUUCUUCGUCCGCGCGUCCGUGCACGCGCGCGCUCGCGUGUCAGUCACUUGCGUGAGAAUCAGAGACGACAGGUGAAGACAGUCAGGUACAACGUUACGUCGUUUCGAUCGACCGACAGAGAUAACGCGUUUCAAACAGUGACAAAGUAUAUACAACGUGUACCGAACAGAGUGAUCCGCAAAUUUCCCCGCGUUUAAAAACAGAGUUCACCGGUAAAAUAUGCGGAGGUAUACGAACAAAUCUGUGAAACUCGUCCUUCCAACCCUGAACUACCCUUGACGAUAACGUUCACCUGACGCGAUAAUUUUCGAGAAGCCUGGAGCUGCUGGGGUGUCAUCGAUUAUAUUAAACGAUAAUAAUGAACGAACUAGCAUUCUUGAGCAACGCAACGGCGAGGACUAUGCGGAGUUAAAGCUAUGCAUGCUGUAUCAUCGGGUGGCAGUAGGUCGAGCGCGAGUAUUAGGUCGGUAGGUCGAACAACGCGAGCGACCAUAAACGGUUCAGGAAGGGGUCAGCUACACGUCACCACACUGGAUCCGCGCUGCGGCGGCGGCGGCGUCGUCGUCGUCGUCGUCGCUGAGAUACCGUCAACCUUUACCGGUUACCGUUACCGUACCCCAUCGGCUGAUCGUUCCCUUCUUCGAUCGAUUUUAAACGAGAAACAAUAAAAAUGUUAACACAGCUUUACGAGGAUUGUUACGUACUCCGGUCGGAAAAUGGAUUCAUUGUUUUCCUUUAUCGCGCUGGGUAUACAUGCGUAUAAAACAAGCGCGAUCGAUGCACUCGAUGAGGAUUCAGUAGUGAAGACUUAAAUUUAGAUGACAGGGUAGCUACUUGUAAAAUCGAGGCAAAGAAUCAGCGAUGGUGUUAUGGAGGCCGAUACGUACGUGUAGCGGUUUAAAUUUAGACAUACUCGGGAGUUGUAAGAGAAUGUUCCAACGAAACACUGGACGGAGAAUAAAUAGGAGAAGAGUAGAAACGAGUGUAUGAGGAAUUGGGGACAAAUGUGAAGAAAUAUCGGAACUGUGAAAUUAGAUGAGCCUAAGUCGGAUAUCUCGUCUAUCGGAGGGAGAUUCUGUAGCACUGGCAGCAGCAGUAGUGAUGAAAUAACGGGUGGUUGGAUCUUCCGAAGAGGACCGGCGGCGGCUCCGGCGGCGACGGGUGAACCAGCGAAAGCAACGAAUGACGAGCACGAGGAGGAAGCGUAAGAACAUAGAAACGUAGAAAAAAGAAGUUAGGAGGAAGACGCGAAAGAGAAGGAGAAGAGAGGGAAACGAUUUGAAAGCAUGGGAGCGAGGCAUCGAGAAAAGAGCAGACGAACGAGCGAUAUACAAUUCGAAGAGAGGUUCGAUGCGGCAAAUGCGGCGAAUGCGUUGAAUGCGCUGAAUGCGACGGUAGGCAACGUCAUGCGCUCUGAAAACAACCGCAACCCCCUUUCGGAGGGUUAGGUGGACGCGGGGAGUUAGCGAGCGCACGCGCACAUUUAAUCGGUUUCCUCGAACUUCCGGUAGCGGAACAGAGACGUUACCUCUGGUAGUCGGAAAAGGAGGGAGUCGCAGAGUGUCCAAGUUAUGCAGUGUUGCUUACCACCACGUAGGGGGUAUAACACUCGCCGUCUCUCACAAUAGAAACCUUUAACAUUUUUCCACGGAAUUAUUUUCUUAUGCGUUUCAGUGUAUUACGUUUAAUUAAAUCGUGUUUCCCUUUAUUCGUUGAGGGAGCUGACCGAGUGUCUACCGAGUUGUGCACAGUGUAACGAGUUCUCGGGACAUAACAAUAUUCAAACAAUUUUCCACGGGUAUUUUUCGUUGCAGCCAGUUCGGUGGUAUUUUCCUUUCCGCCCUCUCGACCGUGUAUCUUCCCUUUCUUCGUUUCGUUGUUCCUCGUCCGUUCGUUCGUCCGUCCGUCCGUCCGUUCGUUCGUGCGUCCGUUCGUUCGUUCGUUCGUUCGUUCGUUCGUACGUCCGUUCGUUCGUUCGUUCUUUCCAUGGAAGGACACGUUUCUCAGUUGGUAUCUCCUGUAUCGUGAAUCUCCGACACGAAGAUCGAUUCUACGGAGAAAGGUAUUUCCGAUAACGCACAGGCUUCAACACGGACAGGUACGGUUGAAGGAGCAACGAUUGUAAAUGAUAGCUCGUAAACGGUAGCGCCGAAUGUUUCACGUAUCACGUAUUCGUAGACAACGAAGAUCUCGCGGUUCAUAGACAAAGUCGCGAAUAUCCAGUUCGUAGAUCGUAAUAAGGAGCGUCAAGUAUUCAAGUCGAUCAUCAACGGUGGUGUACAUAGAUGGAAACGGAAACGGAAACGGAAACAGAGAUAGCAGCAACAUUGUUGAUCGAAACGGGACCGCAACAACAGUCGAUUCAAAUAACGUCGUGCUACAUCGGCUUAACUUGCGAAGUUAUCAGUUGGACCAGUGAAUAAUCCGACGGGAGAAGUGGAUUCUUUUUAGUGACGACAUUAUCGUCAAGUGUACGGCCACCGAAGUUAAUGAUCAUCGCACGCCCUACCUCUCUAUAUUUCUCUCUCUGUUCCGCCACGAAUCAAAUCGUAUCCACUAUCCACCCCACAUAUCGAUACUCAUAUCGACCACCGCUCGUUUUGACGUAACGGCGUGUACAUUUUAUUAAAUAAAAUAAGGAGAAACAGACAUUUCCGUGUCGAUUUUAGUGUUUUACCGAUACCGCGAUACCGAUUUACGGAGACACGUUUUACGAGCUCGUACAUACGCUCGGUACUUACCGAGAUUAAAUUCCGAACAGUUACGUUCGUCUUUUAUUGUGUGGUGCCUAAAUAAUACUAAUUAAAUAACUUAACGUAAAGAGAAGAAACUAGUGCCUAUAUAACACGGAAUGCGCAAUAAAUACGCAACUCGAAUGCUGUGACUUGAAAAAGAUAUAGAUACACGUACGUAUGUAUCGAGAAUCUAUCGUAUGUAUUUGUAUACCGGACCAAUCCGUCAAAUCGAAUUGUUUGACGCGCGGAUCAGUGCUGCAGUGCAGAUAUAAUCGACUCGAGAAAGAGACGGAGACGGAGAGAGAAAGAUCAGAUCUAGAUUCGCUCUAAUUUCGAUUUCGAAUCUCGUCGGACACGCAAUUUAAUAUCAACUACCAGCUCGGCUAGACCAUGGAACGAUACGUGGAAUGCGAUCGAUUCGUUGAUGAAUAUGGAUGUUGAAUUCGAUAAACGAUAGUCGCAACGAGGUCGCUCGCGAUUUCCCGCGGGCUCAACUGAAACGUUUUGCGAGAUUUCCGUUCUCCCGAAAGAUCCAAUCUCUUCCAACCUUUUUAUUUAUAAUAUCGUUAGAGAUACAGAGCAAUGUCCCGUUUAAUGUUGUGCAAUCUCGCUAAUACGUCCACUGCAGGAAAUGACACGAACAACAACGCGAACACGAACAGUAGCAUGGAAGAUGACGACUACUAUCCGCUGCCCACUAUUUAUCGCUGCCGUGCACCUAUAGCGAGUCUGGAUUGCAUGGAAGAGUUUAACGGCGGCGGAGGAGGCGGAGGCGGCGGCGGUGGCGUUGGCGGCGACUCCGGGGUACAUUGCAAUACAGCUGGAACGAAGGAACAGCUACUGACUAACUGCAUUGCCGCACAAGCGCAACGCUUACAGCAUCCUUCGCCAGGUAUUCGCUACCGCAACUUGGGCAAAAGCGGUCUACGUGUUUCCAAUGUUGGAUUAGGUACGUGGACAACUUUUGGCAUAGGGGGUUGCAGCAACGAGGAAGCGGCCGAGGCUGUCGUUGCUCUCGCCUACGACAGCGGGAUAAACGUGUUCGACUUGAGCGAGGCUCACAGCGGGCACAGGGCGGAGAUACAGUUCGGCCGAAUUUUGUUGCGACGCGCUUGGAAUCGGUCGACCUACGUUGUUACCACCAAGAUAUACUGGAAUACCAAGGCGGAGGGACGUGGAUUGUCACGCAAACACAUAAUCGAAUCGGUGCAAGCAUCUUUAGUCAGAUUACAAUUGUCGUACAUCGACAUCGUAAUGAUACACAAGGUGGACCCAAUGUGUCCCAUGGAAGAAAUAGUACGCGCUAUGAAUUAUGUGAUAAGCAAAGGAUGGGUGAUGUAUUGGGGUACGUCUCGUUGGACCCCGGUUGAGAUAAUGGAGGCUUACACGAAUUGUCGACAGUUUAAUUGCGUCACGCCGAUCGUCGAACAGGCCGAAUAUCAUUUGUUCUACAGGGAAAAACCGGAACUGUACAUGCCCGAAUUGUACAAUAAAAUUGGUGUCGGGUUGAUGGCGUGGUCCACAGUUACGAUCGGAAUGGUUUCCUCGAAACCAGACGAUUACGGAGUCUCUUUUUUAUCCAGAUCUUCCUACAAGAAUAAAUAUUCGUCGUUCAGUUGGACAGAAGAUGAAACGCAAUCGUUGUACAAAGAAGACGGAUACGGGUGGAAAGAAAAAUCAACCGACGAGACCGAGACGCGGAAAUAUUCGGACAAAUUGCGGGACGUUUGCGCGCUCGCCGAACGACUCGGUUGCUCAUUCGGACAGUUGGCUAUCGCGUGGUCUUUAAAGAAUGAAAGUGUUCAGUGCCUUCUCCUCGGUGCGUCAAACAUAGAUCAACUAUACGAGAGUCUUCAAAGUUUACAGUUGAUACCAAAGCUGAACGCGAACAUAAUGAGUGAGAUUGAGAGGAUUCUGGAUAAUAAACCGACGCGGCCCCCGAUGAUCUCGACGCUGGCGCUUAGAUGACAAUCAAUUUGCCCCCACGGGAGCGGUGGGGGUUCGUUAGAGGACGGUGGUGGCAGUCCGAAAAGCGAGGGCGCCAACAGCCAGGAUCAAGAACAGACGAAAGAGUUAACCGGGAAGAUACCGUUCUGCGAGAUACAAUAACCACAGAUACAGAAACCACACGUUUUAAAACUGCAUAAAUUUUUCCUGCACACUUUUGACACUGGAUCGGAUCGCGUACGAAUACGAGAUAACUCGUCCAACUACGCAUGGACGGAACACUCGAAUCGAGCCAGAUCAGAGUAUAAAAUAAAAAGAAAGACGAUGAGAAAGACGUUGACGAGAACGAUCGUAUUGCGAUCGAUAGGUAAAUAAAUAUGCGUCACAUAUAUGUACCUAGACACGCGGCGAAGUGAAUUAGAUCAGCCGCGAACGCGAACGUAUGCACGUAUAUUCACGCAAAAUGAAUCGAUGACAAUACUUACCGGUUACGGUUGCGGUUACGAUUACGAUUAUGAUUACAUUAAUCGCGUGUACUACUCGAGAUACGUGCGGAGUUGUUUUUACAGUGGUACCCGCUUACGAUUACGAUUAGUGUGCAUCGAUUCGGGACGUUAUCGUGACGCACACGUUUGACACAUUGGCACCGUUGCAUGUUACAGCCGUACUACGUAUAUCCUGUUCUGUCAGUGCGUACGCGCACGUACAUACGUCGGCGGACUUGGGAAUCUAAUCGUCCUGGAAAUUGUUUAGUGUCUUCUAUCGCUAGUUCAUUCUUGUCUAUCUAAGCGGCGGCGGCGGCGGCGGCGGCGGCGACGUUUGGAAACUCGUCCCUCUUCUUAUACAUAACUAUAUAGUUCUGCCUGCUGCUAGCUCAAAUCGAGGUUGUUCAAGGUCAUUCGAGACCAAUUUGUUCGAGGAGCGUUCUGCGUUCGUGGAAAUUCAAUAAGAAAAUUAAUCUAGUUCACUAUCUAAUAGAGAAUCACGAGCGUGAUACAAUAACGGUGAUGACAAUUAGAAGAGCAUGUAGGGAUAUAAAAGACGUGCACUGAACGGGGUAGAGGCGUGUAAAUACGUGUAAGCGGAGAUCAUUGUAACAUUCACUAAUUGUGUUUUCGAGUUGGCCGAGGGGAAGUAUGACCGAACUCGGAUUUUCUAUGAGACUACCGGUCGUCUGGUCGAAUCUUUGUCCACGAUUCAUUGUGAUCCAAGUGUUCAUUCGAAUAUGUAAAUAGCGCGUGUUAGCAACGUCUUUAUUAACAACGUAACGUUGUUGCAUACAGUUACUUUUCAGCUUGGAACCGUACCAGUCUCGUGCCGUUUUAUCGUUUCACAAAUCCUGCGCUCCGACAUGCAAUAAAUAUUUUUGACUACAACUACGAUCCAUAUAGUUGCGCGAUUCGCACGAGUACCAUUCGACCACCGCGAACGUCGCGGAGGAGUUCACCGUCGAUCAUAAUUGUCGAAAUCGUUCCUUCGAAGAGUCCGCGUCGAACAUCGUCGCUCUUUCCCCAUGUUCGUCGUUAUCAAACAAGUAAAUAACAUAAAUCCACCAUUAACAUAAAAUUAAUUCUUGCCGUUCUAUGCCGUUCGUUAUCAGCAGAGAUGGCUAGUUUGCUCGGGUCAGUUAAUUAGCUACGUAUGUACAUAUAAUGCAUUAUGUAUGUACGCGGAGUGCCUACAUAUCCCGAAAUUACUAAUAAUAAUAAUAAUAAUAAUAAUAAUAAUAAUAAUAAUAAUAAUAAUAAUAACAAUAAUAAUAAUAAUUAUAUUGUUAUACGUAAGAAACAGAAGAAUAAAAUAAUUAAGGUGCCGCGUACACUAGCUAAUUAGCUAGCUGAGCGACUACGUACACAAUAGAUAGGUAAAAUGACGUAGGCAGGUAGGCAAUUAAGUAGAUACGCGUAGUUGGGUACAACUACUUUCAGUUAGAUAAGUAUAUAAAUAACUAGAAAGAUAUAAAAGCACGAACGGCCGGUAAGCAACCAGGAGAAAAUUACAAUAUUACGUAUCGCGCGCGUUUUUUACGCGGUCUGGCAUCUCUCUGCGAAACCGCUGGAUACGCUGGAACGAACAAACGGAAGGACGAUCGACAUCGUAUUUGACGAACGUGGAAACGUUCGUACUAACAGAAAAACAGAGAUUUCGUCAAGAUCGUACAAAGGGAGUUUUUCUGGCUGUACGGUUAACAUUCGAUUCGUCAAGUUAUCUGCGACUGUGUCCGCUACGUCUCACACAAGAAAUGUUUCGGUCUCUCGUAUUCGGUUCUUAGAAUCAAAACCGUCCUUUAGCGAUGCUGAAACCGCGACGCGACGCGUCGUAAAAUUAAUAUAGCAACGAGCGGGUCAGAGCAACUACGUGAAAGAGCGUGAUCUUACUUUCGCAGGAUGAAGAAGAAUUGGGAAGGAGAAUAAGCGCAGGGUCUCUGAACAGUGACGACAAGCGAUAUGUGGGAAUAGGGGACGAUUUUAAUGUAAUUCCAAUUGAUCACAAUGAUUAGUUUUAAAGAUUGCGAUACGAUUAAGCCAUGUCGCGAUUAUCUUUGGCAUUUUUUAUCUACCGGUGCGUACGCGCGCGCGCGGAGAAUAAACACAGCCAAACAAAUAUGAUCGGUAGCCACGUGCACGGGCGCGCGCGCGCGCGCACGCACGAUCGACGAUUAUCGACGACAAGAAGACGAUAAAUACAGAUCGUGUACCGAUCUUCGCAACGCUCGCUACGCUUUUUGCCGAUUACGCUAAUUGUUUAGCGAUUUUUCACGCAGAUUGCCAACUAAUAAAUAUUUUCCACGGAAGUUUUUAUCGGGACGUAACGUACUACUACGUAACGUAAUUAUAAUACUUGAGAACGCGCGUAACGCGCGCGAAAAAUAAAAUAGCUAUUCGAUCCCCAGCCGCUAUGUUAAAGCGCGAGGCGGCAAAGACAUUUCGGAGGAAACACAAUCGAGUCUAAGUUCGAAAAACUCGACUCGAUCAGGGAGAAAAUUAAACAAACUGCCAAAACGUCGACCGUUUUGUCACGAACAGAGAAUCUUGUCGAAAGCCACGGUAAGAACGAUCGUUUAAAAACUAAUUAUGAAAUGCCUCAACUGUGUUCCGAGCGCGAACAAUCCCUCUCGCAGUCGAUCGUGUCGAAAACAAGUCGAUAUGCAACCGUUUCGGGGAAAGGAAAGAAGGAAAAGAACAAAGGCGAAGAAAGAGAGGAAGAUCGGUGAAUGAUUUAUGGCGAUCGGUGGUUGAUUUUAUAGUGUAUUUAUCAGCGUUCAAUCAUAAACCGUAGAUAACAAAAUUAAAGUUAAUCUUACUUUCUGAGUAAAAAUAUAUUUUUAACUCGCGUUUCGUAACUAUGAAUCAUUUUUUCAUCGAUUAAUCAGAUCGAUACGAGUAUCUAUGUAUGGACAUAGUACAUACAUACAAUAUUCACAAGCAUAUCAUCGCUUCGUAGUUACGAAAAGUCGCGCAAGUAGGAAGGAUGUAUGAAAUUCCUGAGACACUGAAUUAUAAUCGUAAUCCAGAUUUAAUAUUACUAAGGUUCCUGAGAUCGAUCGAUACCCGAAUAAUCGGUCUCGAACUCUUUCAAACUCCAUCCGCUUACACUCGUUACGAGCUGCUGAGCGUCGGUAUCUCUUCUCGUGUCAUAUCUUAUUUUAACACAUGAACGCGUUCAAUUGUUUAUGCAACUAUCUUAUAUCGUUAUUAUCUUCAUUUACCCAAUUAAUUAAUAUCGCGAUGGGAAAUGUAAGAUGUGUAUUUAUAUCUAACCGUGCAGGUAUCGCGCACGAUGAAAGGUCGAUGGAAAGCACCAAUUCAUUCGCGAACUGAUUUAAUCAUCGACCGUUUAAUCCAACGGAUGAUCUAAAGACAUUGGAUUAAUAAAAAAUAGGUGGAAUCGACCGAACAAUUGCACGUAGUUCUGUAAUCAGCAAUCAUACGUUUCUAGACGCUAGAUUGUCUAGCCAUAUUGAGUAUUGUAAUUACCAGCGCAAACCGCGCGGUCAACCAACCUCGAGUUUAUAAUAUUACGCGAGAUAAAAACAACGAAGUACACGAUAAUUUUUGAUUAAGAUAACGAUGCUCGACGCGAUCAAGUUUCGUUCGUGAUUAGACCCGAGUCGUUUCUUCGAUCUUGCCUCGCCACCGAAUCUUUUCUUUCGCCGCAACAAGAGAAUUGGGAAAAUGGAAAAUGUCGGCGUUUCAUCGAACUGAAAUCCAAUAAAUCCAACGCUCAUCGUCGGACGAACGCGUAACACACGGGAACUAAACACUAUUAAAGAACAACAAGAUUUUCAAAGUCUUUCGAAAACUUAUACCAAUGUUCUAAGCAAUGUAUCGAGUACUUAGGAGACUAUUUUGAAAGAAUUAUAAAUAAAAAAGAGAAGAGAAAGUA
Messenger RNA from Ceratina calcarata, 9152 nucleotides. It is a transcript of the gene Hk, whose product is annotated as potassium voltage-gated channel subfamily A regulatory beta subunit hyperkinetic. Gene Ontology annotation, biological process: regulation of potassium ion transmembrane transport; potassium ion transport. The transcript is spliced from 9 exons. Gene Ontology annotation, cellular component: cytoplasm; voltage-gated potassium channel complex. The record is from RefSeq and is a predicted model, not a curated record. NCBI's taxonomy places the organism in Eukaryota, Metazoa, Arthropoda, Insecta, Hymenoptera, Apidae. Bases 3402 to 4787 code for a protein of 461 amino acids. Gene Ontology annotation, molecular function: transmembrane transporter binding; voltage-gated potassium channel activity; potassium channel regulator activity.